This is a messenger RNA of Kogia breviceps (pygmy sperm whale), 837 nucleotides long. NCBI's taxonomy places the organism in Eukaryota, Metazoa, Chordata, Mammalia, Artiodactyla, Physeteridae. The record is from RefSeq and is a predicted model, not a curated record.
AUGGGGACCCUCCCCUGCGACCCCGCUCCACGGACGACCCCGGUGGCCCUGGGCCGGCGGGCCACCGAGUGCCAGAUCCCGGAGACUGGUCUGAGGAGAGCCUGUGGGGCGGCCCCCUUGGAGAACGGCUCCGCCGGGCCAGGCUUGUACGCCCUGCCGUCCACCGUCGGCUACAUCAACCACGACUGCACCAGGGUGGCUGGUCCCGCCUACUCGCUCUUCCGGAGGCCCAGCGAGGCAUCUCCACAGGAGACCAGCCCCGGGCCGGUCUACUUCCUGGACCCGAAAGUCACCCGCUUUGGCCGCAGCUGCACCCCUGCCUACUCCAUGCAGGGCCGGGGCAAGUCUCGGGAUCUGGAGGUGACGCCCGGCCCUGGGGCCUACAGCCCAGAGAAGGUGGCCCCCACGCGCCAGCGGACCCCCCCAGCUUUCACCCUGGGUUCCCGCUUCCGCCGGCGGCCCCUGGACACCUCAGUCCCUGCCCCCAACACCUACACCCUGCCUUCCCUCUGGGGCUCCCAGAUCUUCACCAAGCCCAGCAGCCCAAGCUACACGGCGGCAGGCCGCACGCCCCCCGCCCGACCCCCGCAGGACCCCGCUGAGAUACCGGGUCCGGGCCAGUAUGAAAGCCCAGACCCCAACGCGUACCGUCAGCGCCGGCCGGCCUUCACCAUGCUGGGGCGGCCCCGAGCCCCCCGCCCCCCGGAUGAGACGCCUGGCCCCGGCACCCACAGCCCCGAGCAGGUCACCAUGACCAAGGCCAGGGCCCCGGCAUUCACCAUGGGCAUCCGCCACUCCAAACGGGCCACCACCAUGGCCGCGGACACGGCCCCCUGA